This is a messenger RNA of Humulus lupulus (European hop), 2641 nucleotides long. Its product is annotated as probable inactive purple acid phosphatase 2. The transcript is spliced from 2 exons. Gene Ontology annotation, molecular function: acid phosphatase activity; metal ion binding. Lineage: Eukaryota; Viridiplantae; Streptophyta; Magnoliopsida; Rosales; Cannabaceae. The record is from RefSeq and is a predicted model, not a curated record. The coding region runs from base 226 to 2214 and encodes 662 amino acids.
UACUAACAAUUUGAGGCUAAGUAAUUAUAAAGAUUGCUUAAGAAAGAAAAGUAAGAUUAACAAUACCUAUCAUCAUCAUCAUCAUCAUCAUCAUCAUAUCAAAAUGCAAAUAACAUAUUAAUAUAGUGAACAACUCGAGCUAACUUCGGGCAAAAAUUCUGCAUCUCUACACUGCAGGUGCAGGAAAAGUACCGUGGUCUUCUUCUUCUUCAUUUCCAUGACACCAUGACCGUUUCUCUCAAACCCAUCGUCUUCUUCUUCCUUCUCUCAACGCUUUUCUUCGCCAUAACCCAACAGGUCUCGAUCUCUCUCAACACGACCACCCUUUCAAAAUCCGGGGACUCCGUUCUAAUCCAAUGGUCCGGGGUCGACAACCCCUCCAAGCUUGAUUGGCUCGGAAUCUACUCGCCGCCAAGCUCCGACCACCACAACUUCGUCGGAUACGUUUUUCUUUCCAAAUCUCCGUCGUGGGAAUCCGGGUGGGGUAAUAUCUCGAUCCCUUUGGUCAACCUCCGAUCCAACUACUCGUUCCGGAUCUUUCGAUGGACCGAGUCAGAGAUCAACCCCAAGAAGCGGGACCAUGAUCAGAACCCUCUUCCAGGGACGAAGCACCUGUUGGCGAGCUCACAGGUGCUCGGGUUUCAGCAGGGUCGUGGGCCGGAGCAGAUCCAUUUGGCGUACACUGACCGGGAAGACGAGAUGCGGGUUAUGUUCGUGACAGAGGACGGGGGUGAGAGGAGGGUCAGGUAUGGGAAGAGAGAAGGCGAGCUUGGUAACGUGGCGGUGGCACGUGUGGGGAGGUAUGAGAGGGAGGACAUGUGUGACUCCCCUGCCAAUGAGAGCGUGGGUUGGAGAGAUCCAGGGUUUAUUCAUGACGGGGUUAUGAAGAAUUUGAAAAAAGGAGUCAAGUAUUAUUAUCAGGUUGGUAGUGAUUCUAAAGGUUGGAGUACAAUUCACAGCUUUGUGUCUCGUAAUGGGGACUCUGAUGAAACCAUAGCUUUCAUGUUUGGAGAUAUGGGAACGGCAGCACCAUACUCAACCUUUAUUCGUACACAAGAUGAGAGCAUCUCCACCAUUAAGUGGAUCCUCAGGGACAUUGAAGCUCUUGGGGACAAGCCUGCUUUCGUCUCACACAUUGGAGAUCUCAGCUACGCAAGAGGCUACUCUUGGAUUUGGGACCAAUUCUUCAAUCAGAUUGAACCGGUUGCAUCUAAACUUCCAUACCACGUUUGCAUUGGAAAUCACGAGUAUGACUGGCCUCAACAACCUUGGAAACCUGAUUGGUCCUGGUCAGUGUAUGGAACAGAUGGAGGUGGUGAAUGUGGGGUACCCUACAGCCAUAAGUUUAACAUGCCCGGGUAUUCUUCAGAGCCGACUGGAACCCGAGCUCCAGCCACUCGGAAUCUGUUUUAUUCAUUUGAUAUUGGAUCUGUUCAUUUUGUUUAUAUAUCAACUGAGACCAAUUUUCUUCCGGGAAGCAAACAAUAUGAGUUCAUCAAGCAUGAUUUGGAGUCUGUUAAUCGAACCAAGACCCCUUUUGUGGUUUUCCAAGGGCACAGGCCAAUGUACACUACAAGCAAUGAACUCAGAGAUGGUCCAUUGAGGGAGAGAAUGCUAAAGCACUUGGAGCCUUUGCUAGUGAAUAACAAUGUGGCUCUUGCCUUGUGGGGUCACGUCCACCGGUAUGAGAGGUUUUGUCCACUGAAUAACUUCACUUGUGGAAGUUUAGGCCUAGUUGGCGAGAAAUUGAAGGCAUACCCUGUUCAUGUUGUGAUUGGCAUGGCCGGACAAGACUGGCAACCUAUUUGGAAACCCAGAGAUGACCACCAAGAUGUCCCAGUCUUCCCACAACCUAUUAGGUCUAUGUACCGUGGAGGUGAGUUCGGGUAUACAAGGUUGCUUGCUACAAAAGAGAAGCUCACUCUUUCAUACAUUGGAAACCAUGACGGUAUAGUACAUGAUAAGGUGGAGAUUCUAGCAUCUGGACAAGUUCUCAAUGGUGGGGUUAGUACAUAUAGUGCUGAUAACGAUCUAAAUGCUGUUGAAGCCACUCGUGAAGGUAAAGUUGAAUCCAAUUUCUCUAUGUUGGUCAAGGGAGCUAGUAUUUUGGUUCUUGGGGCUUUUAUAGGUUAUGUUCUUGGUUUCAUUUCACAUGCGAGGAAAGGGAAUGUCCCGGGAAAUAGUUGGACUCCUGUAAAGAGCGAGGAGAAUUGAAGUGGAUACUACAAGUGAACCAAACCACUGGUUAACAUACAGAGGAUUUGAUUUGCCCUGUAUUAUAUCUAGUGUUGGCAGGCUAUACGAGGCUCUGCUGCUGUUUAGAUUUGGCAGGCUAGGUUCUGAGGAUGAAGUUAUAUGACCAGAAUCUGCUUGUGUGAGUGCAAAGAUUGGACCUCCUAUGUACAUAUUCGAGGUUCUUUAUGACAAAAAUCACAUGAUAUAUGCACAAGGCAUGGUCAUGAUAUACAAGACUUGAAAAAUGUAAUUUUUUAAAAUGUAUUAUUCGUACUGUUCAAAUAACACACAGCUGUAUCCUGUAUCCUGUCUCUGCAUUAUUUCCUUGAAAGCCCCUCUUUCCAUCUCAGUUUUGAAUGCGAAAAUUUUCCAGUCUAAUAAAGUGGUGUUAUUUUUAUUUUUUUCA